CGUCAAUCACGUAGAGUGUUUGCACACUGAUAACAGCGCGGGUUGUCACUGUUUAUGUCAGUUUGUUUUCCUGACAAAGGCCUUCAACUCUUCAGUAGCAUCAUGGGCUGUCCUGUUGUCAUGGAAAUCACGCUGUGUGUUGUUUUUGUAAUGUUAGCCUCUGUUGACAGCUGUGGUGGGAGCCUGAGCUUUGCCUCCUACUAUGGAGACCACAUGGUGUUGCAGAAGUCUCCAGAGAGAGCUGUGCUGUGGGGAUACGGCCCUGAGGGUGGACAUGUGAGCGUCUCCUUGUCAGGACCAAUAACACAGGAAACAUCACCGGUCACUGUGACAGAAGGUAUCUGGAGAGUCUCACUUGAUCCUGUGGAGGCUGGCGGCCCCUACAGGGUGACAGUAGCCACUCAGAACAGCACGGCCACACUCACUGGCGUGCUGUUUGGAGAUGUUUGGCUGUGUGGUGGGCAAAGCAACAUGUACUUUAAAACAUCUCAGAUUUUCAAUGCAUCAGAGGAGUUGGCCCUGGCAGCAAAAUAUCCUCAUGUGAGAACUUUUAUGGCAGCGUUGAACUACAGUGACACUGAGUUGACUGAUCUGACUCAAGUGGAACUUCCUUGGACUGUGCCUACAGCAAGGAACCUGUCUGAGUUUUCUGCAGUGUGCUGGCUCUUUGGACGAUACAUGUAUGACAUUCUGAAGUAUCCCAUCGGACUGGUGGAGUCCUGUUGGGGAGGCACACCUGUGGAAGCAUGGUCAUCUUCCAGAGCACUGCAGCAGUGUGGACUGCAGCAAACUACAGACAGUCCUAAAGACAGAAAUUCUGUCUUGUGGAACGCUAUGAUCCACCCACUGCUCAACAUGACCAUCAAAGGAGCCAUCUGGUACCAAGGUGAGGAGAAUGCAGAUUAUCAUCAGGAUAAGUAUAAUUGUUCCUUCCCUGCUAUGAUUGAUGACUGGAGGAUGGCAUUUCACCAGGGCUCAGGGAAACAGACUGAAAUUGAUUUUCCCUUUGGGUUUGUUCAGCUGUCCACCAACAAAAAAAACUCCACAGAUGAUGGUUUUUCCAACAUCCGCUGGCACCAGACAGCAGAUGUGGGCUUUGUCCCAAACCCAAAGAUGCCACGUACCUUCAUGGCUGUGGCUGUGGAUUUACCUGACGAAACAUCACCGUAUGGAACAAUUCAUCCACGGGACAAACAGGAUGUCGCAUACAGACUGACACUGGGAGCACGGGCAGUGGCUUAUAAUGAAAAGGACGUGCACUUCCUCGGACCUUUCCCCAACCAAGUCAGGUCCUUGCCCAUGCAUGUCAAUGUUACCUACGACCAGGCCGUCUCUGUCACACCGUCUAAGGACGCCUUCGAGAUCUGUUGUUCUGGGAAUCAAGACUGCUCGCCUCAGUCCCUCUGGGUUCCAGCUCCCAUCAUGCAGUGGGGUUCAACCACUGUGCAGUUAUCUACCCUUUAUUGUCUGCCCACUGAAGUCGUCACUGCUCUUCGAUAUGCAUGGAGAGACUGGCCGUGUGACUUUAAAGCUUGUCCAAUCUACAGUGCCAGUCGGAUUUUACCAGCACCUCCCUUUAUUGUUAACCUUUACUCAUCAGAAGGAAACAUUUAGAAGUUAGCUGUUGAGAAGCAGAUGUGAAUGUGAUAAAUUUCUGAACGGUAUAUCUAUGGUGUUUAGAUUGGUGUAUAUAUCAUUUGUUAUCUGUCUAUACAACCACUGCAGAUAAUUGCUGGACGCUAUGAAUGUUGGAAAAAGUGAAACGUUCAUGAGACAGAUUCAAAUAAGCUCUUUUUGACUAAUCUGCACAAAUAAAUGACAAAAAAAUCAUCUCA
Messenger RNA from Solea senegalensis (Senegalese sole), 1835 nucleotides. It is a transcript of the gene siae, whose product is annotated as sialic acid acetylesterase. The transcript has 10 exons. NCBI's taxonomy places the organism in Eukaryota, Metazoa, Chordata, Actinopteri, Pleuronectiformes, Soleidae. Gene Ontology annotation, biological process: carbohydrate metabolic process. The record is from RefSeq and is a predicted model, not a curated record. Bases 55 to 1614 code for a protein of 519 amino acids. Gene Ontology annotation, molecular function: sialate O-acetylesterase activity.